Molecule: messenger RNA, 6118 nt
Organism: Orcinus orca (killer whale)
Lineage: Eukaryota; Metazoa; Chordata; Mammalia; Artiodactyla; Delphinidae
Product: zinc finger protein 33B-like
Exons: 3
Coding region: 2822-3433 (203 amino acids)
Biological process (GO): regulation of transcription by RNA polymerase II; central nervous system development
Cellular component (GO): nucleus
Molecular function (GO): DNA-binding transcription factor activity, RNA polymerase II-specific; RNA polymerase II cis-regulatory region sequence-specific DNA binding
Source: RefSeq, a predicted model, not a curated record
UUCCUCAGCUUGUUUUCUAUUUUACUAUAUGAGCUUUAUGAGGGUCCUUAAAGUAAAAUGGAAAAGUAAAACUAAGUAAGAUUCAGCUUCAGGGCAAUACACAUAAAAAAGAUAAAGGUGGCAUGUGGAUAUAGGCAGGUAAUAUGACCUUCGAGUGGUCCAAGGUGAGUGCAAUGGCAAAAACACAGAUACACCUGUUCUCUGAUCAGAAUGGACCCUUAGAAGAAAGCAUGCUACAUUCCCUUGAGACAUGAGAACUUGCAUGCACAGAUGUCUGAACAGUGGCUUAAUUGGUCACAUAGAUGAUGGAGUGGACAGUGUUUCACUGCCAGUCUGGAAAUAAACACUUCAUGCAUUCUGCAAUGGUGACACUUACCUAGUGCUGAAGCAGAACUUGCUUAAUAAGGUUUUUCUGGAGUUGCUAAAAGAGUGUGGUCCCAGACAGCUUUUGGAAGGCCCUACUUGAUGCAUAGAUAAAACGUGGAAUGUCUAGAGGACUGAAUUGACUGCAGGUCCUUUAAGUAACUCAUUUCUCUCCGCUAGUCAAUGCAUGCAGGUUGUAUAGCAGACUGUUCAAGGCUAUAUUUUCUGGCAAAUGUUUCCACUGCUCUUUUGCAGCUUAACCUACUCAACAUGGUCUUAAUUCAUUUCUUCUCAAGCUCACCAGUAACCUAAAUUAUAGUUAGGUUCAAUGAAUAUGUUGUAGUCUUUGCCUUACUUGAAACUUCUGCCAUAUUGAAGCUACUGUCCAUGAUCUCCUGGAAAUUCUCGGCCAUUAGCUUGUGUUGUGGCCUCUCUGAUGGUUUAUUCCCGAAUUCUUCUGUCUUUUUCUUCUGCUCCUGAGCGUUGCUCAUCCAGGUGUUCAAACCUGGGCCCCAUUCUUCACACGCUGCAGUUCUCCUUGACCUGUUUGGCCCUCUGUGAUUUGACAGUCCUGUUUCUCUCCAGCUUGGACGUCUUCCCUACCUUUAGACCAUAGGUUCAGCUCCUUGUUGAAUGCUUUCUUGUAGCUAUCCAGAAGGUAUCACAAGCUCAACAAAUCCAAAAUGAAAACCACAUUCUUCUUUCUUCCUGUACAUAUGAUGCUACUUUCAUGGAGCCAGUGAGUCAAACCACCAAAAUGGGAUUUCUCCUGGACCCCUCCCUCUCUCUCAGCUUUAAUCUCAUCUAAGAUAAAGUCCUGCUACUUCUGUUUGUGCCUUUAAUUUCGUCUGAUGUCUGCAUUGUUGCUCACCAACAAACGCAGUAACUUUCUUUUUUACGUUGGAAUUGUCAUCCUUGGCAAAACCUGAAGGAUGUGUUUGCUGUGAUCUGGUUAGAUUCCCCUCGAGCUGUGCUACUGGCCAGCAUGUGUGGUGACAGCCUUAGGAGUCCAGUGGGAGAAAGAAUUCAGGAGUUAUUCAGAGUUAUUUUGAACAAGGGUCAGGACAAAGUUACAUAAAGUCUAAAAACAAGGGUUACAGAUUUUUGUAAUUUUUAACUUCCAUUUAUAUAAAUUUGUCAGUGAUUCUGUCGCUUUUAUUAUGAUAUAAUUGCGUAUUGCUAGUUCAAAAAUGACCUUUUUCCAAACCCUGUUAAAGACUAUUUAAUUCUUCUGCUAUUUCAGUUAAUCACUUAAAAAUGAAUAGGGAGAAGUGCAUGUGUGCAUUAUUCAUAACUAUGACUAUGGAGCAGAACUCUCCUAAUUGUUGGUUAAUUUUUUUUAUUGUGAUAAAAUAUACAUAAGCUAAUGUUGGCAAUUUCACCAUUUUUAAGAGUACAAUUCAGUACUCGUAGUAUAUUUAGUUUAUUCACACUGUUGUGUAAUCAUCACCACUAAGAAUAUCCAGAUUCAUCCUCCCCAGAUAAAACUUUACUCGGGACUUCCCUGGUGGCGCAGUGGUUAAGAAACUGCCUGCCAAUGCAGGGGACACAGGUUCAAUCCCUUGUCCAGGAAGAUCCCACAUGCCACGGAGCAACUAAGCCCAUGCGCUGUAACUACUGAAGCCCGCAUGCUGCAACUACUGAGGCCUGAGCACCUUCUCCCGUGCUCUGCAACAAGAGAAGCCACUGCAGUGAGAAGCCCGUGCACCGCAGCAGAGAGUAGCUACCACUCACCGCAACUAGAGAAAGCCCGCACGCAGCACUGAAGACCCAACGCAGCCAAAAACAAACAAAAAAAACUUUACUCAUUAAACCCUAACUCCCUAUUCUCCCCUCCCCCAGCCGCUGGCAGCAACCACUCUAAUCUCUGUGUCUAUGAAGUUGAUGACUCUGAGAACCUCAUAUAAGUGGAAUCAUGCAGUGCCUGUCCUUAAGUGACUGACGUAUUUCACCUAGUGUAGUGUCUUCAAGGUUUAUCCAUAUUGUAGCAUGGUAAAAUUCACUUCCUUAUGAAGUCUCAAUAAUAUUACCAUUGUAUGUAUGCCCACGUUUUACUUAUCCAUUAAUCCAUCAAUGGUUUUAUGGGUUACUUCGACCUUCAGGCUAUAAAGGAUAAUGCUGUUAUGACCAUGUGUGUAGACAUAUCUUUUCUAGUUCCCACUUUUACUUUGUUUCUUGUACACCCAGAAGUAAAGUUGUAGGAUCGCGUUGUAAUUCUGUAUUUAAUUUUUUCAGGAAUCACCGUGUUGUCUUCCGUGGUGGCUGCACUAUUUUACAUUCCCACCAGCAGUGCACAAGGUUUCCAGUUUCUUCAUAUUCUUGCCAACGCUUGUUCUUUCCUGUUUUGUUUUGUUUUUUACAUAGUAGCCAUCCUAUUGGGCAUAAGAUGGUGUCUCACGGUGUUUUUGAUUUGCUUUUCUCUAAUGACUAGCAAUGUUGAGCAUGUUUUUAUGUGUGUAUGGGCCAUUUGUUUAUCCUUUUUGCACAUUUUUUAAAUAGACUUUUAUUUUUUUAUAGCAGUUUUAGGUUCCCAGCAAAAUUGAGCAGAAGAUACAGUGAUUUCCAGUGUACUCUCUGCCCCCAGGCGCUGCCUCCCCAUUAUCAGUAUCAGGGGUUGGUGUCACUUGAGGAUGUGGCUGUGAACUUCACCUGGGAGGAGUGGCAGGACCUGGAUGAUGCUCAGAGGACCCUAUACAGGGAUGUCAUGCUGGAGAACUACAGUAGCCUGGUGUCACUGGGGCAUUGCAUUACCAGGCCUGAGGUGAUCAUCAAGUUGGAGCAAGGAGCAGCACCAUGGACUGUAAAAGAAAAACCCCAGACCAGGGUUUCCCGGUGUCAGUGCACACUGUCACUGUGCACACUGAGCAGGGAGUCAGUGCACACUGAGCAGGGAGGCUGCGAAGACAAGUGCACAGCAGAUGUUGGCCGUGCUGAGCUCUUUUUCACCAGUUGUUUUCUCCAAGUUCAUACCUUGGGACAGACUUCAGUCUGCAUGUAUCAGACUCAUGCAUUAUUCAGUCUCCAGAUACGGCUCUCACAUGUAAACCUCCCCCUUUUUGUUAAUUGCUGAAUGUUUUCUUAGACUUACCAAAAACCGGUGCCCACCUGCCUCCUCUUGGAAUUUUUUCUUGGUUAGUCACUGUCCCUAGAUUCUCAGUAGGCCGCCUUUUUUGGUUUUUUAAAAAUAUUUAUUUAUUUUUUGGCUGCGUCGCAUCUUAGUUGCAGCACGUGGGAUCUUCGGUUUGUUGUGGUGCACGGGCUUCUCUCUAGGUGAGGCGCACAGGCUUAGUUGCCCCACAGCAUGUGGGAUCUUAGUUCCCCGACCAGGAAUUGAACUGGCGUCCCCUGCAUUGCAAGAAGGAUUCUUAACCACUGGACCACCAGGGAAGUCCCAAUAGGCCUCCUUUUUGUUCAUUCUCAGAGACUGUUUUCUUUGGGGCAUUUAGUCGUACAUUCAUUUAUUCUUUUAACAUGUUAAUUGGGAAGUUUUACACACUGGUAAAUUUUGUAAAUGUGUGGAUAACAGCAGUAAUCAAAGAAAUGUCCUUUUUAAAAUUAAUUUAUUUUUAUUUCUGGCUGCAUUGGGUCUUUGUUGCUGCACAUGGGCUUUCUCUAGUUGUGGUGAGCGGGGGCUACUUUUCGUUGCGGUGCACAGGCUUCUCAUUGCUAUGGCUUCUCUUGUUGCAGAGCACAGACUCUAGGUGCACAGGCUUCAGUAGUUGUGGCUCACGGGCUCUAGAGUGCAGGCUCAGUAGCUGUGGCACAUGGGCUUACUUGCUCUGCGGCAUGUGGGAUCUCCCUGGACCAGGGAUCGAACCCGUGUCUGUUGCAUUGGCAGGUGGAUUCUUAACCACUGUGCCACCAGGGAAGUCCCGAAAUGUCCUUUUUAUAUAGAACUUAUAUUUUGUUGAAAGAGAAAAAUGAAACAAAUGUACAUGUUUAGUAGUGAAAUCAGAGCCACAAAAGUGUUAAACAAGGAUGAGAGAGAGGAUAAUAAGAGUAUAGUGUUUCCAGAAGGGUGUUAAGAAGGCACAUUUAGGGGAGAUUAAGUGUUUAUGUUGGUAGAGCUUACGUUUGAGAUGACUGUAUUCCAUUUUGACAUGGAACAUAUGCAUGCAUGUAAAAUCUGGAGUAGAAGAUGGACAUCACUGCUGGAGAUGCAAAUUAGCAAAUCAUUAACUGAAGACUGGUAGGAGUAGAGGAGGUGGCCUACGGACCUAUUAAGACCAUGAGAGAAGUGGUCCAGGUACAGGUCUCAUGAAUCACUACAUCAGAAACCAUGAGGCUGAGAAGGACCCAGAAAACUGUUCACCGUGGAAAGCGGUGGCCUGUGACACGGGAGGAUAAACUAGAGACUAUGGGUCCAAGGCCAGUGAAACCAAGAAUUUCAUACUUUGGGAGUGGAGUUUGAAAUUAAAUUUUUUUUUACUUUCUCUUGUGAAGAUCAUUGUUUUUUUUUUUUUUUAAAAAAAGAAUGAGAAGUAUACAUGGGACUCCAAUUUCAAUACAACUAAGGGACAGCUGAAACUGUAAAGUACAGUAAAGUUAAUAUCUUCAGAAGCAGUGAAUUAUCAAGUAGAGUCACUCGCACCAUGAAGUGAGGUGAAAAUGCCUUGGCUGUUGGUCUCAGAAGCACCCAGAGAAAGCUUUUCGAAGAUGGUGGGCACAUGCUGGGUUGCAGAACCUAAAUCCUUCAGGCCAGCAGGGAGGAGUUUCACAAAGUGAUGAAUUAGAGUUUCAUGAACUUGUUAGGGUUCUGAGAAGCCAAGGGUAUAGUGUUAAGUUAAGAAUUUGCAGAAAGCUCCCUUGUCUAGCAUGGAAAAAAAGAUUAAGCCUUUGAAAAACCCACAGGUGCCUAUAGGUGUUCCCCAGGGAGAAGUAAAAACUAAACAAACAUAGGUGUAAAGUUCUUCUCUCUAAGCAGUAUUCUUGUUUAGGUGACAGACAAGUGGCCCUCUCCCAUAUCCUGUAAGUAACUUAUCCAGGAAAAUCAUGCCAUCUUCAAAGCUGAGCUAUUAGAAAAGGGCUAGCACAAGUUACCCACAAUUAUAAGAAGAAAGGUAGAGAUAAUGAAUGGAAAACCAAUGGUAGAUGAAAAGCUGUCAGCUGAAAUCUACAUUUAGACAGUAAGUAAAUAUUUUGAUCUAAUACUUCCUCAUUGAAAAGAAUUUAAAAGAAAAGAAAAAAACUUAAGCAAAACCAAACAAAAACAAAAAACCCAAUGAUUUGACAUUAGAAAACCUAUCAAUGAAGGUUCUUACAUUAAUUCAUUAGGGAGAAAAAUCACAUAAAAUCAGUACCCAUUAUUGAUUUUUUAAAAUAUUUAUUUAUUUAUCUUUGGCUGCGUUGGGUCUUUGUUGCUGAGCGCCGGCUUUCUCUAGUUGUGGCGAGCGGGGGCUACUCUUCGUUGUGGUGCGUGGGCUUCUCACUGUGGUGGCUUCUCUUUGUUGUAGAGCACGGGCUCUAGGCAUGUGAGCUUCGUAGCUGUGGCACGCAGGCUCUAGAACACAGGCUCAGUAGUUGGGGUGCACAGCAUGUAGGAUCUUAGUUGCUCUGCGGCAUGUGGGAUCUUCCAGGACCAGGCCUUGAACCUGUAUCCCCUGCAUCGGCAGGCUGAUUCUUAACCAUUGUGCCACCAGAGAAGUCCCCCGUUACUGAUUUUUUAAAGAAUCAUAUCCUGCUAGGAUGAAAAGAAACUUCUUUACCUUUACAAACCAUUCAAUAGGAAAUACUUAUAUGUGAUUCAAAGGUAUGA